Messenger RNA from Trachemys scripta elegans, 931 nucleotides. Its product is annotated as cilia- and flagella-associated protein 46-like. Lineage: Eukaryota; Metazoa; Chordata; Testudines; Emydidae. The transcript has 4 exons. Gene Ontology annotation, biological process: cilium movement involved in cell motility; axoneme assembly. Bases 107 to 367 code for a protein of 86 amino acids. The record is from RefSeq and is a predicted model, not a curated record.
AGCCGCUGGGCAGCGAGCAGGGAGUGCUGCCGAGCAGGGGAUGGAGGGCGCCGCUUGCCGAUAGCGUCUGCAGACUUGUUCAAUCGGAGGCUUUGCGACUAAGAACAUGGAUUUGGUGAUCAGGCAGCAGUUAUCUGCAGCACAGAACCACCAAGACAUUCAAGCUUUGAAGAAAACUUAUGAGUUGAUCAAAUCAGCCAAUCAAGGGAAAUCUGCACUUGAUUCAUCAGAGAGCUUUAGCUCUGAUUUAUAUGUCUUGUGUGCAGAACAAGCACUCCAGAAUGCUAAUGUGAGCUGUUUGGACAAGAUGGAAGAGAAGUUGCUGAUGAAUGGUUGUUGUCAUGCAGAAGCUGAGAGAACAUUUUAAUCACAAGAGAUUGUUGCUGCUACCUCUGAGUGUUAUAUAAAAUAUGACUCAGUUUUUUAUAAGUUUGAAAUACUUUUAAAGCAUGAUUCUGCACUGAAAAGUGGCAUAUGAAGUUCCAAUGUGUUCAGUUUACAAGUAACAGGUUUUUAUUUCUUUUUCCUAGCUACCAUCCAUAUAAAUUGUAUCUGAGAUCUGAAAUCUAAUGUGCAUUAUUUGGGGGGCGUGCAUCAUUGCCAGCAAAAAAGAUUCUGUAGGCUAAAUUCUGCUCUUGAUUAUGCUUAUGCAACUCAGAAUUUGACCUUUCAGUUAACAGUUCUUUUAAUGACGUGCAAUACAGAGUUAAGUAUAAAAAAUAAUAAAUAUUUAUUUUUUGUACUAUAAUAAACCACUGUGUGACUGAAUAAACCCAGGAACCAGAUCUGUUGUUUAAAAAGUUGCCAUUUUCUAUAUUUUUGGAGGAGAAAAAUGGUUAACUUUAAAAUCUUAACGUAUUGAAUUGUUUGUGCUGGCCUUACUUUCCAGUUGUAAAUGGACCUAUGAAUGUACAUUCUGCUGUCUCACCAA